ACAAAAGCAAGCCACCCCUUUACUGCUGUCAUAUUUAGAGAAGAGUAAGGGGGGGGGGCACGUCGUAGGUCUUAUUUUAACUCUGUACAGCGUUUUAUUAACGCCAACAGUGACGUCCGACGCAAGAUGGCUCAGUGGCAAGAGCUGCAGAAGCUGGACGUGGCUCUUCAGGGCCAGGUCAGCCGGCUGUACGAGAGCAAAAUACCCCGGGGGAUCCGCCAACACCUCUGCCAGCCGAUAGAGAGCCAGGACUGGGUCUCAGCAGCUGAGGAUGAAGUCAAAGCUCAAACUUGUCUACAAGCUCUGGUGGAGUAUCUGGAUGAACAGUGGAACCGCUCUGUCCAGGAGAACAACAUCCUACAGGCACCAAAUUAUCAGGGGAUGAAAGAGUACUUACUGAACAACUUUUUGAAUCAGCCUAUGAACUUGGCUGUGAUUCUCUCUGAAUGCCUCGAAGAGGAAAGAAGAAUCUUGGCUUCAGCCUAUGAAGUACAGGGUUGUGGUAAUCCAAACAUAGAGCAAAACUGGAGAAUGCUCGACCACAUAAUCAACAGUUUGAAGCAUCAGACUGUGGAGGUUCAACAGGAAAUCAAGGAACUGGAACGCCUAAAUGAGAAUCUGUACUUCAUACAGAAGAACUGGCAAAGCCGAAUGGAGGAGAGUCUGGGUUUGGCUCAGUCUCAGGCUGCUAUUGAAGAGGAGUGUCGCCAACAAGCAAACUUCAUCACAAAAACACAGCAGAUGGUGCUGCGGCAGAUAGAGAGCACUUUAAAUGAAGCAGAGACGACUAUAAUGGCUCUUAUAGAUGUGGAGCUACCUCAGUGGAAGUACAGGCAGCAGAUGGCCUGUAUCGGAAGUCCUGUUGACACUUCUCUGGACCAUCUGGAGAAGUGGUUCACAGCCGUGACUGAAGUGCUGCUCCAAAUCGGCAAACAGCUGCAGAAACUGCAAGACUUGAUCAAGAAAUACACCAGCAUUGAUUCUUCCUACCUCGCUGGUCAGAUUGCAAACAUGGAGGGAUCUGCAUUGUCCUUGCUCAGAAAACUCCUUUCAAAUGCUCUGGUGGUUGAGCAGCAGCCUGUGAUGGCGAGUUUACCACAGCGACCUUUGAUCAUUAAGACCAACGUGCGCUUCACAGUAUCAGUGAGGUUUUUAGCGAACCGCACAGAAUUCAUCCAAAAGUCAUUGCACAAAGUCACGCCUGUAUUUGACAAGGACGUUGAAGAGGCUAAGACACUUAAAGGGUUCCGUCAGUUUGACUUUGAUGGCAAUUACUACAAGUUCAUGGACGUGUACACAGCUGGAGGGCUCGAGGCUGAAUUUAGUCACAUGUUACUCAAAGAAAAAAAAGGAAAAGCCAAAACAUCACAAGAGCCAAAAGCAGUGGAGCGCCCGGCUGGCAAAAGGAAAAGAAAUCAGAGUGAAGAAGAUCAGCUUCAUCUGACGGUCUUAGAAGAACUCCACAUCAUAAAGUUUGUGUUGAAUUUUAAGCACGCUGGCCUGGAGUGUGACAUCGAGGCCAGCUCCCUGCCUCUGGUUGUCAUCUCCAGCACCAAUCAGGUCCCUGCUGCCUGGGCCUCAGUCAUGUGGUACAACAUGCUGUCCAAUGGUGCACCAACGGAUCUUUCACUGUUCCUAAAACCUCCUUCUCUCAAAUGGGAGCAGCUGUCUCAGGUCCUGAGCUGGCAGUUUGUGUCCGCUGCUAAACUGGGGCUCAACGAAGACCAGCUCUCCACGCUGAGAGACAAAUUUGUGGACAAUCCUGAGGGUCUGGUUCACUGGAAAGAUUUCUCAAAGUGUGAUAAGAAAGAGUCCAGUGCCUGGUUUUGGAUUGAUGGGAUCCUAGAUUUGAUCCAGAAACACUUGGCGGAUAUUUGGCAGGACGGGUCCAUCAUGGGGUUUGUGAGCAGAGCCAGAACUGAAGAGCUGCUGCAGGAAAAACAGACUGGCACCUUUCUGCUCCGCUUUAGCGAGAGCAACAAAGACGGAGCUAUCACCUUCAGCUGGGUAGAGCACUCUAACGGAGAGACCCACGUGCAUGCUGUGGAGCCGUACACCAAGCAGGAACUGUCAGUCAACUCUCUGCCUCACAUAAUUUACACCUACAGCCUGAAAGCCCAGACCAACACCAACAGGAACCCUCUGCUCUACCUUUACCCUGACAUUCACAAAGACACUGCCUUCGGACGCUAUUACAACGCCCCAGAAAUGUCCGCACCUAAGAACAUCAAGAAUGGCUACGUGGCCAAAAACUUCAUUCCUGUUUCACUAAAUCCUACACCACCUCCGUCUCCAACCAGGGAGCUGGAAAUGAUGGACACAAGCUCAGACAAGGACACUAGAGUUGACAAUCACAACGUGAUACAGGAGCUCUUCCCUGAUUUACUCCUACAUAACCAGAACCCCGACGCCUGCACAACAUCUAUCCCCUUUAUCACUGUGGACCCUCAAAGCCUCGCCUGGUCGUGAGACAUUAAAUCCAGCACUCCACAUUUUUAGAUGGCUGUCAAAAUAGGAAACUCUGUUUAUUUUAAGGAAAAUGUAUUAAAAAAGAGGUCAGAAAACAAAAAAAGAUGAAUGUUUAUAUGAAUAAUAUAUCACAAAAUCUGGCUGUUUAGCUAAAUUUAGGGGCCUUGGAGUAAUAUUAUAAUAAUAUGGCCUUUGCACUCAUAACUAUCAGUUAUAUUUGUAAAACUCUGAAAAAGCCACUGUAAACAGAUUUGACCUGUUUAUUAAAAACUGUAAUGUUGUUGUUACAUUACGUUGCUCGGGGUAACCACAGAAAGACACCCCAAGUUUCUCCUCCAUUUUCCAGUUGAAUGAACCUCCUGUUCAUUAAUUCCAUUUAUCAACAGAAGUUAGCCUGAAUGUAACCUUUUGAAAGCCUAUCAGUCUGCUCCUGAGGCUGUCCGUUUUCUCCAUAAUAACACAAUUUUACAUGUCUGUUUAUAAGUAUUAUUCAUGCCAUACACUUCUAGAAAGUUAUGUUUCCUGGGAUUUCGUCUAUUUCAAUAUCCAACCAACAGAACAGCUACAAUCUACAUAUCUGUCAGAUUGGCAACAAAUAACUACUCACAUUCAAAGCCAUUUAACUCAAAGCUCUUCUGUGCCCUCCUGAAAAUAUUUCAACACAAAAUAGCCCCGCUACAUCAGUAAGACGCAGCAGGACUAUUGUUUUCAUUUCAUCAAAAGAAAUUAGAAAUAAAAUUGUUUUUGAAAAAUUCUUGCAAAGCAUUACUUAAUGCAUUAGGAGUAGUAAAAAUAUACUUAAAAUGUGUAAAUAUUCAGUUUAUUGUUGUGAAAAGGUAGCUUUAAAGUUGCUGGUCAGCUGAUUAAAUUAAGCAUUUAAGUUUGAAAAUGUUUGUGUUGGUAGAUAAUGCUGAAAGCUGAAUAUGCUUGUUCAUUAUGUUGAUUUAUAAGUAAUUAUAUUUCAACAGUAAGGAUUGUAAUUACAAUUUUGAACACUUGUGCCCUUUAGCAGCGAGAAUACAAUAAAUCUGGCCUCCUUUACCAUAGUCUCUAGCACUGCUGUGGUCAAGUUGCAGGCUCUUGCUGUCUUAACAAGAGACAAGACAAGUCUCCAAGCAAAGCGUCAAGCAUAUCAUAAGGUGCAUUCAAACGUACUGUAGCUAAUCACCUCCUCGGACCACCUUUGCUUUGUUUUCUAGGUCCAUUUUACUGUAGUUUUGCAGUCUCCUUCAAAGUCAAGCUCAUCUCUAUAAAAACAGCACUCUUCCUUGUUAUUAAUUCCAGUAUAGCCCACUGCCCCAGACACAAGCACGCAGCCCCCAACAGAAGUGCACAGGCCCCAACCUGUAUCGGUCUUUCCUCUGGUCCAGCAAAGUGUUGGUUCCAUGCUGGAACUAGUUUUUCUGGUGCUUGGCUAAGCGCUGGCUCCAAAUCCAGCCCUAGAACCAGCUUGUUUGAAAAAGGUAGUCUUUAACCAACGUUGCUCAUCUCUGAUGUAGGUGAAGCAGCCUUUCACAAUAAAAGCACAUUCGGCAUUUUGGCCGGUUAUGCAACAAGCUUGUUAAAGUUCAGGGGCUGUGUGCCCUUGCUUUACAGUUUACAUUAAUAAAAUCUGAAAUAAAUGGAAAUAAAAGGGUUUUUAUUUUAGUUUUGAAAUGAUGUCUGCUUGAAAGACUUGACUGGCACUUUUAAAGUGAGGUGCAUUAAUGUGGGCCAAAUCACCACUUUAUUCUGAAGAUAACGCUGUAUCAGAAAGAGGAUGAUAUGGAUGGAGAUAACAUUUUUCAUCACUGUUAUCGGAUUGUUUUUCCAGUUUCCUGUUUUAUUAUCUUAACAUUAUUUACAGUGAAUUAAGAUUCUCCUCAAUGUUAUUAUUUUAAAAUAUACCAGCUGUGUUAAGAUUUUUGGAUGUGCCAGUUUUUUUUCUUACAGAAAAUGAUGGUGUUGUAUGAUCUACUGAUUAUGACUUUACAAAAGCAGAGUCUGCCUUUCAGGAAUAAGAAGUCCUGCUGCUGUUGUUUCAAACAAUGUCUUUACUGUGGACUGUGUCAUAUUUAAGACAAUAAAACUGAAGAAAAUAAAUGAAUGUGAG
This is a messenger RNA of Cheilinus undulatus (humphead wrasse), 4561 nucleotides long. RefSeq names its product signal transducer and activator of transcription 1-alpha/beta-like. Gene Ontology annotation, biological process: regulation of cell population proliferation; regulation of transcription by RNA polymerase II; response to peptide hormone. The transcript is spliced from 24 exons. NCBI's taxonomy places the organism in Eukaryota, Metazoa, Chordata, Actinopteri, Labriformes, Labridae. Gene Ontology annotation, molecular function: RNA polymerase II cis-regulatory region sequence-specific DNA binding; DNA-binding transcription factor activity, RNA polymerase II-specific. The coding region runs from base 127 to 2469 and encodes 780 amino acids. The record is from RefSeq and is a predicted model, not a curated record.